Molecule: messenger RNA, 1344 nt
Organism: Oldenlandia corymbosa var. corymbosa
Lineage: Eukaryota; Viridiplantae; Streptophyta; Magnoliopsida; Gentianales; Rubiaceae
Source: the annotation of a GenBank genome assembly
AGUCCAUACGCAUACAAAAGUGGACUUAUCCUCAGUUACACAAAAAAACUGAACACGCAAACAAUGGAACUUGGAAGCAUACUAUAAAAAUGUCUUGAAAUCAGAAAGAACAACAAAAUCCGAAAAAAGAAAGAAGCUUUUAGAAUUUAUUAGAAGGUAUCUUCAAUUAAUUCCUUUCUUUGUUAUUAAUGGCCUCUUGUAAUAAUACUUCCAGUGUGUUUGAAAAUGGAGACUACAAAACAAAGUUGAUUAAAGUUGAACAAGAAAAACUCUGCGGUGCUGGUAAUUGUGGUAGUUCUUCUUCUUCUUCUUCCUCUUCUUCUUCUCCUCCUCCUCCUCCUCCAAAGCCACUGUUAAUUGGGACCCCAAUUCAAGCAGGAGAAUACCCAGUUCUUCUGUUCCUCCAUGGCUAUCUUCUUUCCAACUCUUUCUACUCACAGCUUGUUCAACAUAUUGCUUCUCAUGGCUUCAUUGUGGUUGCCCCCCAGCUAUAUCUUGUGACAGGAUGUGAUGCAACUGAAGAAAUAAAAUCUGCUGCAGCUAUAACCAACUGGUUUCCUGAAGGGCUACAGGAUUGCCUUCCACCAAAUGUGAGGCCAAAUUUAUCGAAACUCGCGUUAUCCGGCCAUAGCCGUGGAGGCAAAGAGGCAUUUGCUCUGGCUCUUGGAAGAGUAAUCCCGAAACCCCCAUUGAAAUUCUCAGCCCUGAUUGGAGUUGAUCCGGUUGACGGGAUGGAUAAAGGGAAACAAACGCCUCCACCGGUCCUCACUUACAUCCCACAUUCCUUUGAUCUUGAAAUGCCAGUGUUAGUCCUUGGUUCAGGCUUAGGUGAAAUAAAAAGGAAUCCAUUGUAUCCUCCUUGUGCUCCGAAAGGGGUGAACCAUGGCGAUUUCUUCAACGAGUGCGAAAAACCCGCGUAUUACUUUGUUGUUAAGGAUUACGGACAUGUUGACAUGCUGGAUGAUGAUACGAAAGGGAUUCGCGGGAAGGCGACGUAUUGCUUCUGUAAGAAUGGCAAGUCUAGAGAACCAAUGAGGAGGUUUGUUGGAGGUGUUAUGGUUGCUUUCUUAAGAGCUUAUUUAGAAGAUGAUUCAGAGGACUUGGAGGCUAUUAGGACAGGAGAGGCAGUUCUACCUGUUGUGAUACAAAAACAAGAUUUUCUGUUAUAGAUCAAUGUAUGUACUUCAAUUACAUAUGCAACUGGUUUUGCUAUGUAUAUCUUGAAUGUUGCUAGUAUUUUGAUCUAGGAGUUACUGAUAAAAAUACUAGCUAGCCGUUUGCUUUGUGGUUUAGAUUAUGAUCAUUUCAUUUUAUCUAUGAACCAACUUCUUUUCUUUUUUUUUU